AGGGAGCGGACGGAGGGAGCAGGCAUAGUAGGGGACCGACGCUACGCUUGCCAGUUUUGCAUGUCAGGAGCGCAGGAUCCUGUCGCCGGUCAUCGGCUGUUUCCCAUCCUUUGUCUCUCUUUGGUUAUUCCAGAUUAAUCGGAGGCAUGUGGAAUUGCGCACGGAUAACGAAUUGGCUUUCGGUUGCGUGCCUUGUGUUAACGAUAUGGACGAAGGUGUCCCGGUCCUCCGGCUAUUUCGAGCUGCAGCUCUUAACCGUAGAGAACAUUAACGGCGAACUGUACGACGGGGAUUGCUGCGACGGCGCGCGGAACUCUCAGGAUCAGCGCUGCACCCGGGACGAGUGCGAUACUUACUUCAAAGUCUGCCUCAAGGAGUACCAGACUGAAAUCACGACCGCCGGCCAGUGCAGUUUCGGUGCUGGAUCUACCGGCGUCCUUGGUGGAAAUAUAUUCUCUUUUAAAAGCGCAAAGGCGAACCCCAACAAAGUCAGCGACGUUGGGAAGAUCGUGAUACCCUUUCAGUUCGCAUGGCCGCGGUCUUACACACUUAUAGUGGAAGCUUGGGACUGGGACAACGGCACGCAGCACAGUGAGGAUCUGCUGAUCGAGCGCCACGCCCACACAGGCAUAACGAGCCCCGGGGAUCACUGGCAGGUCUUCUCGCACCCUGGCGCCACCGCGCGCUUCGAGUACCGCAUCCGGGUCAGGUGCGACGAGAACUACUACGGCAGCAAGUGCAACAAGCAGUGCCGGCCGCGCGACGACUACUUCGGCCACUACCGCUGCGAUCCCUCCGGGAACGUCGUCUGCCUGGAGGGCUGGAUGGGGCAGGACUGCCGGACUGCGAUCUGCAAGCAGGGCUGUAAUCUGAUUCACGGAGGCUGCUCCAAGCCUGGCGAGUGCACGUGCAAUUAUGGCUGGCAGGGGCAGUUCUGUGACGAGUGCCUGCCCUACCCAGGCUGCGUGCACGGGACCUGCGACGUGCCGUGGCAGUGCAACUGCGAGAAGAACUGGGGCGGCCUGCUGUGCGAUAAAGAUCUGAACUACUGUGGUACCCACCACCCCUGUGUGAACGGGGGCACCUGCAUGAACUCGGAGCCCAACGAGUACAACUGCGCCUGUCCCGAGGGCUACUCCGGCAAAAAUUGCGAGAUAGCUGAGCAUGCCUGUGUGUCCAACCCGUGUGCCAACGGUGGCACCUGUCACGAAGUUUCUUCCGGCUUCGAGUGCCAGUGUCCACCAGGCUGGGAGGGCCCCACCUGUGCUAAAGACCUGGACGAAUGUGCCUCGAGCCCUUGUGCCCAGGGUGGGACGUGUAUAGACCUGGAGAAUGGUUUCGAGUGCCUCUGCCCUCCACAGUGGGCGGGGAAGACCUGCAAAAUCGAUGUGAAUGAGUGUUUGGGGAAGCCUUGCAUAAAUGCUUACUCUUGCAAAAACAUGAUUGGUGGAUAUCACUGUGACUGCUUUGAAGGAUGGGCCGGACAAAACUGUGACAUCAACGUAAAUGGCUGCCACGGACAGUGCCAGAACGGCGCAACGUGCAAGGAAGGGCCACGGGGAGCGUACCACUGCCAGUGCGCGCCAGGCUUCGUCGGCGCCCACUGCGAGAUGCAGAGGGACAAAUGCGCCAGCAGCCCGUGCCGGAACGGCGGCCGGUGCCACACGGUGCUGGACGGCUUUGUGUGCGAGUGCCCGUCCAUCUACGCCGGGCUGCUUUGCGAGGUGCAAAGUGUCUCAAAGUCGAACCCUUGUGAACCCAACCCGUGCAAGAACGAGGCGUCCUGUCACAGCCUGCUGGGCGACUUCUACUGUGCCUGUCCUGAAGACUUUGAGGGCAAGACCUGCGCCGACCGCAAGGACCACUGCAGGACGGCCCCGUGCCAAGUGAUUGACAGCUGCACAAUUGCCGUGGCGACUAACGACUCGGACGGCGCGGUGAGGCGCAUCUCGUCCAACGUGUGCGGCCCCCACGGUCACUGCGUCAGCCAGCCCACCGGCAACUUCACCUGCACCUGCGACGCCGGCUACACGGGCGCCUACUGCCACGAGAACGUGAACGAUUGCGUGAGCAGCCCGUGUCGGAACGCCGGCACCUGCAUCGACGGCGUCACCUCCUUCCAGUGCUUCUGUCCCGACGGCUGGGAGGGCAACCUCUGUGAUCUCAACGUUAACGAGUGCAGCAGGAACCCCUGCAAGAACGGCGGCCACUGCCACGACCUGGUCAACGACUUCUACUGCGAGUGCACCGACGGCUGGAAAGGAAAGACGUGCCACUCGCGUGAAAGCCAGUGUGACGCCGGCACGUGCGCCAACGGCGGCACCUGCUACGACCACGGCGACGCCUUCCGCUGCGCCUGCCCGCCCGGCUGGGCCGGCAACACCUGCAACACGGCGCGGAACAGCACCUGCGCCUCCGGCCCCUGCGCUAACGGGGGGACGUGCGUGGGCGGCGGGGACGCGUUCACCUGCAUCUGUAAAGACGGCUGGGAGGGACCCGUCUGUGCCCAGAACAUCAACGACUGCAACCCUCACCCUUGCUACAACGGCGGGAUCUGCGUGGACGGCGUGAACUGGUUCCGGUGUGAGUGCGCCCCAGGCUUCGCCGGGCCCGACUGCCGCAUCAACAUCGACGAGUGCCAGUCGUCGCCCUGCGCGUACGGCGCCACGUGCGUGGAUGAGAUCAACGGCUUCCGCUGCAUCUGUCCGCUCGGCCGCUCCGGACCUCGAUGCCAGGAGUUCAUAGGCAUCGGGAAGGUGUGUCACUACAACGGCCUGCAGUUCCCUCACGGCAGCCGUUGGGAUGAGGACUGCAACAGCUGCCAGUGCGCCAACGGCAAAGUGGAGUGCACCAAGGUGGUGUGUGGUCGGCGGCCGUGCCUGCUGCCGGGAGCCCCGGGGCGAGAGCACUACCCCUGCCCCGGGGGUCGCGAGUGUCUGAGCCACGACUUCCUCACAUGCCUCUCCCCACCCUGCCACCACUGGGGCUUCUGCUCGAGCCCCGAAACCGUCCCGGCCGUCCACACCAAGUGCGAGCCCAACACGGGUUACCUAGACAACAGCUGUGCCCGCAUCACUCUCAUCUUCAGCCGGGAGAAGCUGCCCACGGGCACGACGGUCCAGGUCGUCUGCUCCGAGCUGAGGUACCUGUCCGCCAUGCGCAACCUCGCCAGAGACGACGCCCUGCUGGUCCUGUGUGACCUCUCCUACACCAGCCAGGACGCGGUCGAGGUGGCCAUCUCGCUCCAACAGCACGAGCAGCCGGACCACAGCCGCAUCCAGGAGGCGGCGAGCACCAUCGUCGGCGCGCUGUCCAAGCGCCACAACAGCACAGUCCUGCUGGCCGUCAUCGAGGUCAAAGUGGAGACGCGGGUCAUGCCCCAGUCCGUCGGUUACCUGGUGACGCUGCUCUGCGUGCUCUUCUCCGCCCUCUGGUUCUUCUGCGUGAUCGUCUGCGUGUGGUGGACGCGCAAGCGGCGAAAAGAGCGGGAGAGGCAGGAGCGCGUGUCGGCGGAAGAGAGCGUCAACAACCAGUGGGAGCCCCUCCGCAUCGUCGCGCGGCCGCAGCACAAGAACAACCGCCACGCAGAGUACGAGCGCGCCAAGCUCAUGGGCCCGGCCGAGCGUGCCCGCGAUGCCGCCGACGGUGAGGAGGAGGAGGAGGAGGAAGAGGAGCUGGAGCUGGCCGAGGGCGGCAAGCGGCCCGUGCAGAAGUACUCGAAGGCGACGGUGCGGGUGAGCAGCGAGCGCGUCUGCACCACGCGCAGCGGCGUGCCGCUCAAAGCGCCCCACCGGACGCCCACCAGUCCCAAGGACAACCGCUGUAAGAACAUCAACAGCACCCCUGCUGGCCAAGACCCCAAAGAGCUGUGUGUAUAGACGCUGCCAGGCCGGGGCGCGCAGAGACAGGCUCUGUCGAAGACACACAGGCUUUCGAGUUCGAGAGAGAGACUGACAACGUUCAUUUGGUCCCCACUCUGUUUUUGUAUUUGUUUUUGUUUUUGUUUCAUCGCUUUGUAUUUCCCAUGCAGAGAUGUUGCAAAUCUGGACAGUAAAGUGGACAAUUUUUGUUUUCCCCCCUAAUGAUGCAUUAUUUUUUUAUGUACAUAUGAAGCAGAUUUGUUUUAGUUUUUAAGAAAAGGCAAAGAUGGCCCAUGUUGUUUUCUUUUAUUUUUAAUGGCGGGGAAGAAACACUCAGUAGAAGAAAAAUCUAAACUGUAUAAAGAUGUUUGUUUACAGAUUGUGGUUUUGUUUUGUGGCGAGUGGCCUGCGUUUGGUCCAGACGUCGGAUGGGGCAGCCAGCGAGGUGCCCUGGCACCGUGGGCACAAGUCGGAAAUGUCUCCGCGUUUCUCCCUCCAUAUCUGCCUUACCGAGCUCGCGGGUCAGGGUCCACGGAGUGUUUCCUGCCGUGUCUGUUGUCUUGGCUGAACGCUCUUUAAAAAGCAAAACGAAAAAAAUGACACGGGGGGUGGAAAAAGGAUUGCAGUAUUUUGAGUUGGUAGCAAGUGCCUUCUGACGAGCCGUAUGUUUCUGUCUCGCUGCCGAGGUCGAUCACGAUAGAUCACUACAAACAAGGGAGGGUUCGAAUCCGAGCAACUCCCGCUUCUCCACCGAGGUAUUUGAUCAAAGAAAGACAAGAAGUCUGUAAAUAUAUGUAUAUAGUAAAGGAGUCGCUGUGUAUAUGUGAAUUUAGUAAAUUAAGACAAGUCACUUUUUUAUUACUAUUAUAAUUAUGACUGAAAUAUAUUUUUCUUUUUUUUGUUUACAACGCCAUUCCUUUUAUUUAUGCCAGUUGACAUGGGCAGGUUUUAUAAGUAUACAGCGUCCCGCAGACAGAACAGUAAUCAACGGUCAUCCUAUUUUUGUUUGCUUUUCACUUUAAAAGGCGAGUAGUUCUUUAAGAUUGUGUGGUGCAUCAUGGCGUGUGUUUUGCCUCCAUAAAAAGGAGAGAAAUUGCCCCUUUACGACGUCUGUCCUUCCUUACUGUCAUAGAAUGUUCUGGAAACCUGUGGAAGCUCCCGAGGUGCGUCUCCGCCCACUGGGCCACACGUGCCUCACUGGUUAGGACAUGGGUCUCGUGACGUGAAACCAUGUUCUAGCUGCUCUGUCCUGCUUUUCUGGUCAAGGCUUCAUGAAGGGAACAAUUUUAGUUGUAAAGCAUUUGUUUUCGAGGUACCAACUCUGAACAUAAAUGGAUUACCUCAGAAGUGGCUCAACUAUCAUUUUUGGUUUUCAUGGAUGGCUCCUGACCUCCAUAUCGGAGAGGAUGCAAAAAUAAAAGAAUUUGAAUAUUAUCCUGAAUUAAUCUGAACAGUUGGUAAAACAAAAUAAUACCUAAAGCUGGAUGUGCAUUGUGGGGAAGGAAUGGGGUCAGAGAAACUUAAAAAAAAAAAAAAAAAAUGUAAUUUCUUUUUUUUCUUUUUUUUUUUCUUUUUUUGUACAGAAGAAUUGCUCUGCAAGUUUUGGUUCAUUUAGUGGAAUUUAUGUUUGUUCUUAGAAAUAAAUCAAACUAUUUAUUAAAGCAUUUUAUAACAAUA
This is a messenger RNA of Electrophorus electricus (electric eel), 5537 nucleotides long. It is a transcript of the gene jag2b, whose product is annotated as jagged canonical Notch ligand 2b. The record is from RefSeq and is a predicted model, not a curated record. Gene Ontology annotation, molecular function: Notch binding; calcium ion binding. Gene Ontology annotation, cellular component: plasma membrane; signaling receptor complex; cell surface. NCBI's taxonomy places the organism in Eukaryota, Metazoa, Chordata, Actinopteri, Gymnotiformes, Gymnotidae. Gene Ontology annotation, biological process: cell communication; multicellular organism development; axon guidance.